Messenger RNA from Vigna umbellata (rice bean), 1305 nucleotides. NCBI's taxonomy places the organism in Eukaryota, Viridiplantae, Streptophyta, Magnoliopsida, Fabales, Fabaceae. The record is from RefSeq and is a predicted model, not a curated record.
AUGGAGCAGAACGCAGCUGCUCUACAGAGUUUGGAGGCCGCUCGCGCCAACUCUGAGGCGACCCAGAGCGUUCGUUUUGCCAAGGAAGUGGAGUUUCUGCAACUGGUUCAAGGUGGAAUGUCCGUUUUUGAAUAUACGAACAAGUUUAAGCACUUGGUUCAUUUCAACACUAUGACUACCAGUGAGGAGUGGCAAUGCAUAAAGUUUGAAAAUGGGCUGAGGAGUGAUUUGAAGGUGCUAAUUUCCAGCCUGUGUAUUCGCUCAUUUCCUGCGAUGGUUGAAAGGGCCAAAGUAUUGGAGAAGAAUAUGGCAGAAGCGGAACAACAUAAGAAGCAACAACAGGUGGUUAGGGGACCGAUCGUCUCCAGAGGAAAUGUUAAUCAGAGAAGAAUACCUUACGCCCGUCCAAAUACGAGUGGAUCUCAAGCACUAAUUAUUGCCGGACAAUCUGGGCAACAAGGAAACGUGACUUGUUUCCAGUGUGGAGGACCACACUACCGAUCGUCAUGUCCUAAAUUGAUAGGAGGAAAAUUUUGCGCUCGUUGUAGAAGAAGUGGACAUCUGGAGAGCGAGUGCAAUAUGGGAGGACGGGCAGUGAUGAAACCACCGAAUGCUGGGAGGAAUCAGCCAAGAGGUGGACGAGCCCAAGCGGUUGGGCGUGUAUAUGCGAUAACGGGCGCAGAAGCAGCAAGCUCAGGUAACCUUAUAACCGGUGAAUGCUUGCUGUAUGGAAUUUAUUGUCGUGUGCUGUUUGAUUCUGGGGCGACUCACUCCUUCAUCUCGAAGGCGUGUGUUGAAAAAUUGGGAAUAAUUGAGAGGGAGAUGCAGUUAGACUUGGUGGUGUCAACCCCAGCGGUUGGAGAGAUUAGGACGUCUACCGUAUGCAUUAGAUGUCCUAUUGUGGUUGAGGGGCGUAGUUAUAAGGUGAACUUGAUCUGUUUACCUUUAAAAGAGUUAGAAGUGAUUUUAGUAAUGGAUUGGUUGGCUACCAAUCGCAUUCUCAUAGACUGUGGUAAGAAGGAAUUAAUUUUUCCGGAUGAAGAAGAAGAAGAAUUAUCAGUGACGCUCGGCCAAUUGAAAGAAGACAUUAUGGAGGGCGCCAGCUGUUUCCUGAUUAUGACGCACGAAGAUCAGGAAUUCGGAAGGUUGGAGCAAGAACGAUCGUCCAGUAGUGACAAUAAGGGACGAUCGGUUGUGGAUGAAUUCCCGGACGUUUUUCCGGAAGAAAUACCUGGACUUCCCCCUCCUCGUGAAGUUGAAUUCACCAUUGAUUUGGUGACGACGACAGCACCUAUCUCCGUUUAA